UAGUAGAAAUCAGAAAAAAAGAGGUCGACCAAAAAAUAUGCUUUGGAAUAAUCAUUUUAGAGAAAUUAAUUUGCAAGCCGAUGGUCAUAAAGGUUGGGAGUGUUUAUAUUGUAAUGAACAAAAUCCACGCGCAUCUGAUAUGAAUAUGAAUGCGCAUUUAGCUUUAAAUUGUAAAAAAGUUCCACUUAAUAUUAAACAGGUUCUUUUACGAAAAUUUCCUGUACCAAAUCAAAAAAAAAACAAAACAGUGAUAGAUAUUCUCACUGGUGUACAACCACGAAUUGACAGUAAAUUUCAAACUAUAAAUCAAAUGGAUUCUGGACAUGAAGAAUUAUGUCACAAAGCAUCAACUAAAUUUUUUGUGUGUUGUGGAAUCCCCUUUUGGAUCGUUGAGCAUCCAUUUUUUUUAGAUUUUUGCAAAAAUUUAUGUACUUCAUACAAACCACCUGACCGAAAAAGUUUAAGUAAUGAUUGGCUUAAUUUUGAAACAGCACGAGUUAUAGUAGCUAUGGAAAAAGAACUUCAACAUAAAAGUAACCUUACAUUAG
This is a messenger RNA of Racocetra persica, 548 nucleotides long. NCBI's taxonomy places the organism in Eukaryota, Fungi, Glomeromycota, Glomeromycetes, Diversisporales, Gigasporaceae. The record is from the annotation of a GenBank genome assembly.